CAGUGCAAGAGCAUCCCGAGCAGAAGUCUCUCGAUAUCGUCUUCACAUCCACUUGAUGAUUAUAGGGGAAUCGUCGUGCACAGUAGGACAUCUUUGGUGGAUCUUCGUCAUCGACCGUAUUCACCGCUGGAAUAGGCAAAUUCUCUAAACCAAGGGUAAAAUCAGCCGUUUUGACGGAGGACUCCGCAACAUGAACGAAGUUUUUUGUUUCUAUCACUGGAUCGAAGCAGAACAGGUCAAUCGUCAAUUCGCUGCCUACUUCCUUGAGAUAAGCAGCCACGCACUUCUUUGAGAUCAAUGAUCGUCCACAAGGUGCACGAUACAUGAUUCGUCCAUCGCUCGCACGCCGUACUGAGCUUUCAUGCAUAUACAGCACACGUCGCCAACCACACAAGAUCGGAAUGUGCAACGGUGAACAUUUGUAGAACUGCGGAUCGCAUGGAUCGCGUUCCAAUCCUCCCAAGCAGACUGGUGAGCACUCCGUGUGGUAUUGCCAAGUGACAUGAGGCGGUGAUUGACUACAAGGUAGCACUUCGAACUGAGCUUCCUUCUUCAAUCGAAUGGCUAGGGUCUGUGGAUCCAUCUCAUAGUUGAGCGCUUCUUCUGGCCCUCCGUCAACUCUGACCGGUAACGAUGAUUUUCUGGCAGUAGUCGACGAGGUCUUGAGCCUAUCGAGGCACGGUCCUGGUUGAACAACAUCGAACUGGGAGCGAUUUUUCGCCAUGCGUCUUGCCGACAUAUUGUUACUACCGAAGUGCUCUAGAUUCACUGCAUGAAUCCUUGAAGAACCCCUGAAGAUAGUCUCAUCAACAUGGGCAUGCCCACGUUCGGUACACGGGUACUCGAAGCAGUUCGCUCCAGCCAGAGAUCCACUCCGAGGAGGAAACCGCAAAACACAGAGUGCCCUAUCCGUGGCGACAACAUAGGCUGUGACGCGAUCCUGGUUGCGAUCAUAAGCCACAACAGCCUGGGCAGGUCUCUCUGGAGGCGACGGUUUUUUCAUUCUUACUAGCGGCCAAUCUGGAUAUUUCUCAAAAUAUUUCUGGAUGAAUCGUCUCCGCUCUGGAUUCUGCCUAAUCAGCUGGUAUACUCCGCCUUUGUUGAUAUCGAUACCAUUCGAAGCUAGUGACUGCCUCGCUAACGGGAGUAUCUUCAAAAGACGAAUCUUCUCGCGAAACAGUUGCACGCGGUCUCCGGUCAACGAAGAAGCUUUCAUGGCAUCGCUAUCGCAAGAAUCGAAAGCCGCCUGUACAUACUGUUCAAAGCCAUCAUCGAAGAAAAUCAAAAACUCUCUAUUGUGAGCAGUGUUCGGGAGAGUGCCAAUAGUUCCAGUGCUCCAUACCGGCUGAUUCAUGAAGUAUGAACUAGUCACCAAAGCAGCAACUCUCAAGCCUUUGCCAACUCCUCUUCUGUAAGCGAUGGCCUAUCACGGAGGUUAGGCGGUAUAAGGUUGUUUAUCGCUUCUCGACGUUCAUUAACCACUGCAUCGUGCUUUUCAGCCAAUGCAGUCGCGCCCAUGGCCGUGAUGAGCUCUUGCAUUUCACUUUGAACUUUGUCCGCAGUGGUCAACAAAGCUUUGAGUUGAUUUUCAAUUACUGCACACUGCUUCAUAUGAUCACUUGGUUGGAAACCAGACAGCGACGGAUUCAUGAUGAAAGCCUUUGCAGCGUUCCAUUGCCGUUGUGCCUCAUCUCGUACGAGUUUGUCGAACUCGUUCUGCUCUUCUUCGGUCCACGUCUUGUUUGCGUAUUUAAUUGCACUCCAAUCACAAGCAUACGGCCACCCGCUCACCUCACAGUAAGCCAUUGUAAGAGCUAGACAACAGUCUAUGGGACUACAGUACGUUUCCAUAAUCAAGCAUUUAGGUGUCUUCUGAUCGUCAUUGCCGCCAGCCAAGAAUUUUUUCACCAUGUGAUAAGCACCUCUAUCAAGCUGCAGUGCUUCGCACAGAAUUUCGAAUUUGACAUUUCGACUGUUACUCUCGUCCAUGAUCGAGCAGAGUAUAACAAGAAUCAGCUGCUCUCGAGUCAUAUUGAAUUCUCCUUCGAAAUUGAUGUCACCCUUUGCUUCAAAUCGAUCGGCAACAUUCUUCAUCUUUUGCAUGAAAUCUUUCGGAAUCACUACUUCGUAGUUGGCUAGAUCCUCUGCAUCCAAAUAGGUAAACCAGUCAAGUAA
Molecule: messenger RNA, 2175 nt
Organism: Haemonchus placei
Lineage: Eukaryota; Metazoa; Nematoda; Chromadorea; Rhabditida; Trichostrongylidae
Source: the annotation of a GenBank genome assembly